AAAAAAGCAUCUGUCUAUAGAGAUUAUGUUUUUCAACGUGUUGAAAUAGAACGUGCACGUAAUAGUAGUGUUUCUCAAAAAAUUCAAGAUCAUGAUGAACCUAUAGCAACUAUAUAUGAAAAUCGAAAUACUAAUGAACCAACAUUAUCAACACUUAUUUGGAUAGAAGAACCUUUCGUAACUUUUUCAGAUAAAACAUAUACAAGAACACCAUCAUCUACUCUUAUUAAUUCAAAUGAAUUAUUAAGAUUACAACCAAGUUUAGGUCUUACUAAUAGAAUGAAAUAA
This is a messenger RNA of Rotaria sordida, 288 nucleotides long. NCBI's taxonomy places the organism in Eukaryota, Metazoa, Rotifera, Eurotatoria, Philodinida, Philodinidae. The record is from the annotation of a GenBank genome assembly.